Molecule: messenger RNA, 3176 nt
Organism: Gigantopelta aegis
Lineage: Eukaryota; Metazoa; Mollusca; Gastropoda; Neomphalida; Peltospiridae
Exons: 12
Coding region: 120-1823 (567 amino acids)
Cellular component (GO): plasma membrane
Molecular function (GO): protein binding
Source: RefSeq, a predicted model, not a curated record
GUCAGUUGUCACGGAACUGACAGAAGUGAAAUUGGGAUGGUGGAUCGAGGACGAUUAAAGGAUUAAAGGAUUUAAGGAUUAAUUGCUCUGGAGCGUUUUACUUCCUGUCUCCGGCUAUCAUGUAUGGUGUCCACAGACCUUUGUCUUUACUCCUGGCGCUCACCCACAUACUGGCUCUAGAGAACGGCAUCAACAAAGGUACAUCGAGCUGCAAGAAGACGAAGAAAAACAUUUUUAUUCGCACAGAGAAGGGUGACUACGGACACAUUGCCUCUCAGAACUACCCAGACGCCUACUCGUCUCAGAUGUACAACGGACUGUGGUGUGAAUUCCGGAUACGCGCGUGCAGCACGUGCAAAAUACGAUUGAAAUUCACAGACCUCGAAUUCCCAGAAUGCAAUAUAACCAAGUCGGAACAUCAAAUAUACAAUCAUGAUAGCUGCAUUCCAGGGUGUGAUCACCUGUACCUGUAUGAGAUGGACCACCCCUACCGGUCGAUCUCGUACUCCAGCUACUUCUCACACAGCAUGGGUGAGACGUAUGAGUCCAUCUCGGCCCAUCUCAAACUCGUCCACUGUCUUUCCAACUCCACGCUGGUGGCGGGCAAGAAAUUCAAAAUCAAAUACGAUAUUUUAGAUAAAAAUGAAUUUCGACAGGGAAUGGUAGCACAGUAUGGAAAACACAUUGGUACCGUUACGUCGCCAAACUUCCCACAUGGAUAUGCAAUGAAUGGAGAGACUUUCACCUACAUGAUACAAAACCUUGACCCUUACGGUCACGUGAGACUCAAGUUUGACGACUGGGAUGUCGCACCACAAAGUCGUGUUAAGAUAUAUGAUGGAUUGUCCGCCAAUUCUCCGUCGGUUGUCAUGGAGCGAGGUAAACGUCUGGUGAUGGUUUCCGACUCCAACACCAUUGUCAUCGUCUUUGACACCGGCACCAAGACAGACGGCUGCUGCGACUUUGCCGGGUUCAAAGCAUCCUACCAGUUUGUGUCAGAAAAGGAAUGGCCUGAUAAACCUAGAACAGACUGCAGUGCGACACACCCGAUGAGAUCAGGUGGAAUGAUUGAUUUCACGGGAGAGAGGUCGACACAGCCACAUUUCUAUGACUGCAUUUGGGUGAUUAAACGAUAUCACCAUGGUGACAACAUACCCGAUGGAGUGGUCCUUAGAAUGAGAGAGGUGUUGCUAGGCGAUGGCUGGCUGCAGUAUGGCAAGAUCAACACACUCGACAUCCGGUAUGGCACCACGUCAGCGGGGAAGCUGCUGCACCGCUACACGGCGAAGAACCUGACCUACGCCGAGCCGUACUUCACCUCGGGGGACGGCCUCUACAUCCACCUGCAGGGCGGCUUCUACAGCACUGACAAGCUGUCCUUCAUAUUCACUGCAGUGAAAAACUUAACUGAUGAAGGUUGUCCAGGCUAUUUUGAAUAUCUGUGUCAGAACCUGUACUGUAUUGACCAGGAGUUGAUGUGUGAUGGAAUUGACCACUGUGGAGAUAACUCCGAUGAAAAUCCCGCUCUUGACUGUUCCGUGUCAGCACUGUGGAGAUUAAGCUUCAAAUGGUCAAUGCCAUAUGUUGCAGACAUGACGAGUGCAAGCCCACCGCCGUGUCACAAUGGUUUCAUGUGUCGGAAUCAGAUCGAGUGUCUGCCCAUGCACAGACAGUGUGACGGGAUCAUCGACUGCCAGGACCACUCCGAUGAAUACGGAUGCUAUUAUCCAACGACGUACAGAUCGCGAUCCAGUGAAGUCAGAUGUGUGUUUAUACCAGUGUUUCUCUUGACUUUAUCAAUCGUUUUGUUCAAUCACAGGUAGUCAGUUUUCACCUGGUGUAAGCCCUAGAUAUAUGUAUUAGAGAAAUGAACAGAUGUGUAUAUAUAUACUCAUCACUGUGAAGAAUUCAUCUGACCUGUAUCAUAGUAUGGCACAAAGAAACAAGAUGGUAGCACGGAGCAUUGAAAACAUUCUGUAUUUAAUACAGUUCAUUUCUCCAGGUGUUUACCCACCCCCUCCACCAUGCACAAAACAAAUUUUGUUUUCAGUAUAUUUUCCAGGGGAACCCUAGUAAGUCCUGUUAUGAUUGUAAGACCAAUAGGCCAAUACAUAGGAUGAAGGGGAAACAAGCUGAUUUGGGGGUGGGGUAUAUGUGCCAAUGCCUCCCCAUUCCUAUCAUUGGAUUGUUACAUCAAAUCAAAGUAUUCUCUGGAUGCAAACUCUUUCAACAUAAGAUUACAAACUGGAAUCUGCCAAUGGUUAAAAUCUAGUCAUCAAGUGCUAACCACAAAGUGCCAGAAGAAAUAUGUAAUUCCAUCACUAGAUGAAAUAGGACAUCAACAUGGAGGUGGAAAGAAACAAAACUGUGCAUAAUAAGAUGUUUGUUACUGCAUCUGUUGAUUUCUAAAUGUGGAUGUUUUUCAAUAUUAUAAACAUUAAACAUCUUAAAUGAUCAAAGAAGUGCAGUUAUGGUUCGCAUAUUAUUUAACUUCAGCAUAAGUGGACAAAUUGUUGUCUCCGAAACAAAAUGCUAUUUCAUAAUCUCCUGAUCAGAAGAUGCCUAUGCAAGGAAUAAGUGCAAUACUAAAUAGUUGUUAUUAUAAAUGUACAGUCUACAUUAUAAGACCAUUCAAUAAUUGCAUAACACAAAUACCCCUGCACAUCUAAUUUCUGACACUAAUUUCUGAGGUACAUGUACAUACCUUUUUUCUUUCUUUAAAAAAUAAAUUAUAUUGGACUGACCCCAGGACAUGAAAGACAUCACUGUUGGGUGUCAAACAAUGAUAAGUAUAUGUAUAUUAAUGAUCAAUUUAAAUAUACAAAAUUCAAAGUUAAAUUCAUAGUUUGUAAUGCUAGGAUGAAUUUUUAUUUUUUAUUAUGUAUUGCUGAUGCCACCACAAGCCGCACUAACAUAUUUUGGUCAAUAUUUGUUUUCCUGCACAUGCAUGAAAUCAGUUUGUUUUGUUUAACAACACCACUAGAGCAUAUUGAUUUAUUAAUCAUCGGCUAUUGGAUGUCAAACAUAUGGUAAUUUUUUACCAUCAUAGGAUAGGAAUCCGCAAAACGUUUUCAUUAAUAGCAAGUGAUCUUUUAUCUGCACCAUCCCACAGACUGGAUAGUACAUACCACACCCUUUGAUAUACUAGUCAUGGUGCACUGGCUGGAACGAGAAAU